This is a messenger RNA of Arabidopsis thaliana (thale cress), 537 nucleotides long. RefSeq names its product adenylosuccinate synthetase. The coding region runs from base 125 to 313 and encodes 62 amino acids. The transcript is spliced from 2 exons. The record is from RefSeq and is marked reviewed. Lineage: Eukaryota; Viridiplantae; Streptophyta; Magnoliopsida; Brassicales; Brassicaceae.
AAUUUUCUUACACAAAUCGGAUUGUGUGUCGUUUUACCAAUAAAAAAACGUAUAACAUCAUCAUUGUGUCACUUGAAAAAAACCAAAAUCACCGGAAUUGUUCUUUCUGGGAACGAAAACAUCGAUGAAUCCCCAAAUUGAAAAGGUGGUGAAGGUAACCAGUGUGGUGGCGACUGCUGUUGUAUCGUACUUCCUCUUAACCGCUGAUUACGGUCCAGAGCCCAACGCUCUUGAUCCUAUCAGACAGAGGAUACUUUCAGCGCAAGAUUCCGUGAAAGAGUUCAUCUUUCCAUCAAAGAAGUCCGACAAGUGACAAUGGACAGUAACAUGUAGCUCAACAUCAGACUUCAUCUUAUAGCGUUUCUGCUAACACACUGUACUCUAGCUUGUAUCCAUUACUCCUCUACACUUGUUAGAUAUGUUCACAAUAAAUGUAAGUCAGAUCAACUGUGAAAGCUGAUAAAUAAAUAUAGAACCAAUACGCUAGUUUGUAUCCAUUACUCCUAAGUAGACAGAAAAUAUUAAAUUGAUUGCGGC